AUGGACGUAUUCUACGCCUACACUUACUCAACAGCGGGCUGGCUCUCCCUCCAGAGCGUCGCCCUAAUCGCCGUGCCCGAAAUGAUGACCACAAUGCUGGAACAAGAAAGCAGACAGCCAUCCUCAAUUGAAACCUACCUCUCUCGCUGCCUGGGCAUGAGCCUCCUCACAAUCGCCAUCCUAACCGUCAUGCUGACCGGCUCCAUCCCUCUCACGGCGUCCAUCACCGACCCCGUCACAACCGACGACUCUGAUCCCAAGGCGCCCUACGCGGUUCCGACGAUGCAAGUGACCACUAUCUUCCACUUUAUUUCGGCCGGGUAUGCGUACGCCUGGUUCGCGGACAAGGGCCAAUUGGCGUUUGGGGUCGGGAUGGUGGUGUCCGGGGCGCUUGCUUCGUUGGGAAUCUGGUGUGCGCUUUUCGCCAGCAGUAAUGGGAAGAUUAGUCGGAAGACCGGGGCGGAUAAGAGGACCACGGGGUUUCCCUUCAAGAAUAGGGAGGCGGAGAAGAAGCAUGGGAAGGGGUUGUAA
Aspergillus luchuensis is the source of this 531-nucleotide messenger RNA. RefSeq lists its product as uncharacterized. Bases 1 to 531 code for a protein of 176 amino acids. Lineage: Eukaryota; Fungi; Ascomycota; Eurotiomycetes; Eurotiales; Aspergillaceae. The transcript has 3 exons. The record is from RefSeq and is a predicted model, not a curated record.